This is a messenger RNA of Hirundo rustica (Barn swallow), 1642 nucleotides long. It is a transcript of the gene PPOX, whose product is annotated as protoporphyrinogen oxidase. Gene Ontology annotation, cellular component: mitochondrial inner membrane. Gene Ontology annotation, biological process: heme biosynthetic process. Gene Ontology annotation, molecular function: protoporphyrinogen oxidase activity, oxygen as acceptor. Lineage: Eukaryota; Metazoa; Chordata; Aves; Passeriformes; Hirundinidae. The record is from RefSeq and is a predicted model, not a curated record.
AUGGCGCCCACCGUGGCCGUCGUGGGCGGCGGCAUCAGCGGCCGCCUGGCCGCCUGCUACCACCUGGUGCGCGCCCCCCGCCCGCCCAAGGUGGUGCUGCUGGAGGCCAGCGGCCGUUGGGGGUGGCUGCAGAGCACCGGGACCCCCGAGGGCGCCGUGUUCGAGGCACGGCCCCAGGGCGUCCGGCCCGGGGGCGCGGCGGGGGCGGCGACGCUGCGCAUGUACCCCGGGGGUCGUGUGUCGGAGCUGGGGCUGGCCGGUGACGUUCUGCCCGUGCCCGGCGAUCACCCCGCGUCCCGCAACCGCUUCCUGUACCUGGGGGGGGCGCUGCACCCGCUGCCGCAGGGCCUGCGGGGGCUGCUCCGGGCCGUGCCCCCCUUCUCGCGGGCGCUGCUCUGGAGCGCGCUCCAGGACCUGCUGACCCCCGCGGGGACGGCGCCGGACGAGAGCGCGCACGACUUCGCCCGGCGCCGCUUCGGGCGCGAGGUGGCAGAGGUGGCAGUGGACAGCCUGUGUCGCGGGGUCUUUGCCGGUGACAGUCGCGCUCUCAGUGUCCGUUCCUGUUUCCCUGCGCUCUUCUGCGCCGAGCGCCGCCGCGGCUCCGUGCUGCUGGGGCUGGCCCUGGGACACGGUGGGGACACUGGGGACACCGCGGGGCUGGCGCUGCGGGCUCGCGCCGAGCGCUGGAGCCAGUGGUCGCUGCGGGGGGGGAUGGAGACGCUGCCGCGGGCCCUGGUGGCCUUCGUGUCACCGCGCGGGGCCGAGCUGCGCUGCCGCGCGCCCCUGACGCACCUGAGCCGCCGCCGCGGGCGCUGGCAGCUCACCUUGCCGGACGCUUCCAUCACCGCUGACCACGUUCUCAGCGCCCUCCCUGCCGCAGCCCUGGCGCGGGCGCUGCCGGCCGAGCUGGAGCCGCUGGCGCGGGAGCUCCGCGGCAUCGCCGCCGCCUCGGUGGCCGUGGUCAAUCUGCAGUACGAGGGGGCGGCGCUGCCCGUCACGGGCUUCGGGCACCUGGUGCCGUCCUCCGAGGCCGCGCUCCUGGGCAUCGUCUACGACUCGGUGGCGUUCCCGGAGCACGACGGGACCCCCGCGACCCCCGGGAGCCCCGGGCUGCGGCUCACGGUGAUGCUGGGCGGCGCCUGGUUCCGCCAGACCCUCGGGGACCCGGCCGCCGUGGCCCCGGAGCUGCUGCUGCGCCGGGCGCGAGCGGCCGUGCGCGACCACCUGGGGCUGGCCGGGACCCCCGCCCGCGCCAUGGUCAGGGUGCAGCAGGACUGCAUCCCCCAGUACACGCUGGGACACUGGGAGCGCCUAGAGCGGAUCCAGCGCUUCCUGGAGGAGCAGCAGCUGCCCCUGAGCCUCAUCGGUGCCUCCUACUCGGGGGUCUCGGUCAACGACUGCAUCGCCGGCGCCGAGGCGGCCGUGGGGAGGAUUUUGGGGUCCCUCCCCGAGCCCUGAAACCCCCCUCCCGCCCCAGCUUUGUCACCAGCGUAGAACAGAGCGGAUUUAUUUUCCUUUUUUUUUUUUUUUUUUUAAUUGAAAAAAACCCCCUUUAGAAAGGUGCAAGGGAGCGGCUCAUAAAUACAAUAAAUACCCGCGCGCCCGACUCGGGGACCCCCCCAAAAAAAACCCCCCAAAAAAC